ACGAAACAUUGUUGGGUCCCAUGUAUAAUAAGCAUUGUAAGAAAUAUUGUCAGGUACCAUAUAAGAAAUAUUGUUGGGUCCUAUAAGAAGUAUUGCUGGGUCCCAUUUUAGAAACGGGUUUUUUACCUUCUAUAACAGACGCCGAACUAGGCUGUUUGUUUCCCCUUUCUGGUCAAAAAAAUUCCACCUAAAAAAAAAUAUAUAUUUAUUUUUAGCUCCAUCUGGCCAGCGGGGCUUAUGUCAUGGUCCUGUGUCCGUCGUGUGUCCGUGCGUGCGUUAACUUUUUCUUUAAACAUCUUCUUCUUCUUCUUUUUACAGUUUUGAGCACGAACAGUCCGUUUUUCACGAUUUAAAACGGCCGUUUUUGUAAAUAUUCACGGACAUGAAAGGAUUGUGAAUUGGCCGUGUCAAAAUUGUGAAAUGUCCGUCCAUGGCCAAUCGCAAAGAAGGAAAAAAAGCCCUGAAUCCACAACGAAUACAAUGACACAAUACAACAUAAAGCUAAUUAUGGCAUGUUCACAGACAUUCAAAUAUUUUGCAGAAAUGCAUUUGCCGUUGUUAUACAUUUUUAUACACGUAUAAUAUGUACGUAAAAACGACACCCUUCUAUUACUCAUCAUAUUAAGGGUUGCGGCAUGUGGAUAUUGUCUUUAACAUCUUGAAUGGCAAAAAGGGAUAUUUGUCCGUUAAAUGAAGGAUUUUUUGGCUGUUUUAAAGAAUUUGAAGUAUUAUAAAAUUGUUUAUAAGUUUUUGUCACAGUGUAUAUGGGUUCCUCUACCCCUCCAGUGCACAUAUUACUCCUCGUCAAAUUUUUCUUGGUCAUACGUGCACUGUUUGGGUAGAGGAACCAAUAUACACUGUAAACAAAAAACUAUAACUUAUGAUAUACAUAACAGCAAAACUUCAGUUGUAAUGUCCAAUAUACUUUUCUGUAGAUUUCAGUAAGACCCACCAAUGGAUAAUAAUAUCAAGGCCCAACUGUUGACUAUAUAUUUAUAUAUAUGUGGCGCGUUUCUGAAAAAGGCCCCUUUUGUGUGAACGUCAAAUAACGGAGAAAUGACGUUGUGAAGAUAUGCAUUAUUUUUCGACGUUUAAAAAUUAUUUUAGACAAACAUCACACAAAUUUAAUCACUAUGCUAAUUCAUUUAUUUUAGAACGUGUAACAAUACAAAUUGGCCAUAUUACAUGUAUAGUAAUAAACAACAGACAAAACUUCUUGCAAAAUUAUAUCGUCAAAAUAGUUGCAUUGAUAUAAAAACAUUUUUAGAGUUCACACAGCAUCUCUUGAAAAUUAUAGGUUUGAACAAGUUUUCAUUUGAUCAUAUAAAACGUGUACAUUAUCUGAAUAGGAAAAGAACGAACUUUAAGAACAUUUUAAAAACUCAAUUUAUUUUUGUCACAUUCAUAUGGCCUUUUUUUCUAAACCAUGUCACGUAAACAUAAUAGCAAAACCUUCUGUUAUCCAAGCCAAUAUAUAUUUUCUAUAGAUUUCAGCAAGACCCACCAAUGGAUAAUAGACAUACAAGACCCCACUGUUGACAUUAUAUGUUUACAGUCAUUAAGGCAACUGUUGAAGACACCCACAGUCUAGAAUCUAUACAGGAGUCAGAGCCUCUCAUGAUACAACAUGCCAGUGUUGACUGUGCUGAUCAUAUGCAAUCUACAGGUUUCACUUUGGUUCUUUCAGAGUCCAUGUCAACUGCUGACAGUGAAGAGCCAGGCAGUCUGACCCAUGAUAGGAAGGAGCCAAGUGAAGAGCCAGCCAGUCUGACCCACGAUAGGAGGGAGCCAAGUGAAGAGCCAGCCAGUCUGACCCAUGAGUCCAUGUCAACUGCUGACAGUGAAGGGCCAGCCAGUCUGACCCAUGAUGAAAUGAGGCAGCCAAAUCCUCAAGGGACAGGGACAAGAAAAGGAAUGAAACGAAAGUGGGCCAGCGAAGAGAACAUAUGUUUCAUGAACUUUUUUAGAGAUGAAUUAAGAGAAAAAAAAAUGCCAUCUGGCUCAAAAAUAAUGGGGUCCCUAAAAAUACUUACCGGAAGAACAGUGGCCCAGAUAAGGGCAAGGGUCCAUAACAUUAUUAUGGAAAAACAAAAAUGGAAAAAGAAUUGUUGAAUUGUGGAAUAUGUUUAUGCCCCUGGUAGGGUGGCAUAUAGCAGUUGAACUGUCCGUCAGUCAGUCAGUCUGUCCAUCUGGCCGAAAACUUAAAUGGCCAUAACUUUUUCAAUAUUGAACAUAGCAACUUGAUAUUUAUACCCCUAUUACAAUUGGUAAUGGGGGCUAUAUAGGAGUCACGUUUGUCGGUCUGUCCCGAUAUUUCAUCCGAUCUUCACCAAACUUGGUCAGUAGUUGUAUGUAGAUAAUGUCUAGGUCAAGUUUGAAUAUGGGUCAUGCCAGGUCAAAAACUAGGUCAUGGGGUCACUUAGUAUGUUUUAAACUGUAAGUUUGUACGGACCAUAGCUAUGUUAUUUAUCGUUACAUUUUUAAAUGACUCGGUACAUUUGUUCACCAUCAUGGAACGGUGUGUCGUGUUAAAAAAAAUUACGUCAAUAUCUCAAAGGUCAAGGUCACACUUGGGAGUUCAAAGGUCAAAUGCUUGGCCGGGCCAUAGCUUUGUUUUUUAUUGUGAGAUUUUAAAAUCAUUUGGCACAUUUGUUCACCAUCAUUGAACAGUGUGUCGGGCGAAAGAAUUACGUCGAUAUUUCCAAGAACAAGGGCACAAUUUGAGUUUAAAGGUAAAAAAUGGCCAUAAUUGAGCUUGUCUGGGCAAUAACUAUGUUGUUUAUUGUGCGAUUUUAAAAUCGUUGGCUCUUUUGUUCACCAUCAUUUGACAGUGUGUCGCGCGAAAGAAUUACGUCGAUAUCUUCAAACUCAAGUUCGUAGUUUUAGUUCAAAGGUCAAAAAUGGCAAUAAAUUAUCUUGUCUGGGCCAUAAAUAUGUCAUUCAUUGUAAGAUUUUAAAAUGACUCUGUACAUCAAUUUUGUUCAAAGUCAUUGGAAGGCUUGUCAUGUGAAACAAUUCAAGAGUUCAAAGGUCAAAAUGGCUAUAAAUGAUAAUGGCAUAAUGAUUCUUAAAAAAUCGCCAUAAAUUGUAUUAUCUUGUUUUGUGAAGACAGCAUACAAAAUAGUCUGUGUCAAUGCGUUAUGUGGGGGUAUAUGUCACGUCUGUGACAAAGCUCCAGUUGGCAUGCAUGUGCAUCUUGUGAAGCUGCACAUAUUGAGUGGUGAAAAGUGAAGGUCAAGGUAAUCCUUCAAGGUUAAAUGUUAAAUAUAUUGCUUCUGUCCGUCCGUCUGAAAACUUUAAAAUUGGCCAUAACUUUUGAGCUCACCUGAGUGCAACAUGCUCAUGGUGAGCUUUUGUGAUUGCCUUUUGUCCGUUGUGCGUUGUAUGUCGUCAACAUUUUGCCUUGUGAACACUCUAGAUGCCACAUUUAUUGUCUGAUCUUCAUGAAAUUUUGCAGAACAUUUGUCACAUUGAUACCUCGACUGAGUUCGAAACUGGGUCAUGCUGGGUCAAAAAUUAGGUCACUAGGUCAAAAAAAAAACAAAAAAACUUGUGAACACUGUAGAAGUCCAAUCUUCAUGUAACUUUGUCAAAAUGUUUGUCUAAGUGAUAUUUUGGUUGAGUUAAAAAUUGGUUCCGGUCCGUUGAAAAACAUGGCCGCCAGGGGCGGGGCAGUUUUCCUUAUAUGGCUAUAGAGAAACCUUGUGAACACUUUAGAAGUCAAAAUGUUUGCCUAAUCAUCAUGAAACUUGGUCAAAACAUUGGUUUUAUUUAUAUUUUGGACGAGUUCGAAAAUGGUCCAGAUCAGUGAAAAAACAUGGCCGCCAAGGGGCGGGGGAGUUUUCCUUAUGUCUUUAGUUAAACAUUGCUAACACUCUAGAGGCCACAUUUAUUGUCCAUUCUUCAUGAAAUUUGGUCAGAAGUUUGGUCUCAAUGAUAUCUUAGACGAGCUGAAAAUGGUUACGUUUGCUUGAAAAACAUGGCUGCCAAAGGGCGGGGCAUUUUUCCUUAUAUGGCUAUAUAUGGCUAUAGUAAAACGUUGUGAACACUCUAGAGGCCACAUUUAUUGUCCAAUCUUCAUGAAAUUUGGUCAGAAUAUUUGUCUCAUUAAUAUCUUGGAUGGGUUUGAAAAUGGUUAUGUUUGCUUGAAAAACAUGGCUGCCAAGGGGCGGGGCAUUUUUCCUUAUAAAAAUGGCUAUUGUAAAAUCUUGUUAACACUCUUGAGGCCACAUUUAUUUUCCGAUCUUCAUGAAACUUGGUCAGAAUAUUCAUCCCAAAAAAUAUCGUAGACAAGUUAAAAAAUGAUGCUGGUUGGUUGAAAAACAUGUCCGCCAGGGGGUGGGGCAUUUUACCUUAUAUGGCUAUAGUAAAACUUUGUUAACACUCUAUAGGCCACAUUUAUUUUCUUAUCUUCAUGAAACUUGGUCAGAAGAUUUGUCCUAAUGAUAUCUUGGAUUAGUUCAAAAAUAGUUUUGUUUGCUUAAAAAACAUGGCCACCAGGGGGCGGGGCAUUUUUCCUAAUAUGGUUAUGUAUCAUGCUUUACUAAAACAUUGUUAACACUCUGUAGGCCACAUUUAUUUUCCGAUUAUUAUGAAACUUGGUCAGAUGAUUUGUCCAAAUGAUAUCUUGGAUGAGUUCAAAAAUGGUUCUAGUUGGUGAAAAAACAUGGCCACUAAGGGGCGUGGCAUUUUUCCUUAUAUGGCUAAAGUAAAACCCUGUUAAAACUCUAGAAGCCAUAUUUAUUGUACGAUCAUCAUGACACUUUGUCAGAAGAUUUGUCCCAAUGAUAUUUGGACAAGUUUGAAAUUGGUUCCAGUUGCUAAGAAAAACAUGGCCACCAGUGGGCGGGGCAUUUUUCCUUAUAUGGACUUAUGAAUCUUCUUGAAACUUUGUCAGUAUAUUAGUUUAAAUGAUAUCUUGGAUGUGUAUUUCACGUUGACAUUUGAAGCUUUAACUUUGUAUGAUUCUAAAUAUGUGUCAAUGCUGUCAGUUGAAUUUUGCAAUAUGAAGUUUUACAUUUUUUGUAGAUUAAAUAAUUUGUAAAAUGUUGCAGUUUCGUCAAUCAGUUUUAUAAGAUAUUGAGCUUUAAAUAUGAUGCAGAUUGUAAGAUUCUUAAUAUCUUUCAAUAUUGUGGAUAAGUUUUUGAGAUAUCAAGCUUUGAGUUUUAUGCAAAUUGUAUGAUUUUAAAAUGUUUCAAUGGUGUUGAUCAGUGUAAUGAAGAUUGCAUAAUUUUUAUGCUUUAAUUCUGUCUAUUGGUUUUCAAAAUGAAAGACUUUGAUUUUGUAAGUGCACUUUUAUCUCCUGAAAGAUUCUUUUCUAGUGUUUAGUUUAUAUUUUAAGGCUGUUUGCAAACUCGAAGUGAAAACAGUUCUAUUACAAUUUGGUAAGGACAUGACAUUGCAUAUCUGAUUUUAAAAUGUACUUUGCUGGCAACGUGUAAUUUUCUGAAAUGUCUUAGUAAGACUGUUGUUUGCAAUCAAAAGGUCUGUGCUUCAAAUACAGGGUAAUGCAUGUUUUUUGUCCAAAUUUAUGGCGAUUCAGACAUUGUUCUAUGUAAAUUUGGGGUUUGCUUGAAGGUUCAGUCUAUUUUUAUGUCCCUCACUAUAGUAGUGGGGGACAUAUUGUUUUUGUCCUGUCUGUUGGUUGGUUGGUUGGUUGAUCUGUUUACGCCAACUUUAACAUUUGCAAUAACUUUUGCAAUAUUGAAGAUAGCAACUUGAUAUUUGGCAUGCAUAUGUAUCUCAUAGAGCUGCACAUUUUAAUUUUCUGAAAGGUCAAGGUCAGAGGUCAAAUAUAUGUGGCCAAAAUCGCUCAUUUUAUGAAUGCUUUUGCAAUAUUGAAGAUAGCAACUUCAUAUUUGGCAAGCAUGUGUAUCUCAUGGAGCUGCACAUUUUGAGUGGUGAAAGGUCAAGGUCAUAAUUCAAUGUCAUAGGUCGAAUAUAUGGCUUCAAAGCGGCGCAGUAAGGGGGAUUGUGUUUUACGAACACAGCUCUUGUUGUUAACUGCCUUUUUAGUCCCUUACCAGUGUUUCACUAAAGUCCGUGUACUUUGGACUCAUUUCAAGUUGACAUUUGAAGCUUUAACUUUGUAUGAUUCUAAAUAUGUGUCAAUGCUGUCGGUUGAAUUUUGAAAUAUGAAGUUUUUCAUUUUUUGUAGAUUAAAUAAUUUGUAAAAUGUUGCAGUUUAGUCAAUCAGUUUUAUAAGAUAUUGAGCUUUAGUUAUGAUGCAGAUUGUAAGAUUCUUAAUAUCUUUCAAUAUUGUGGAUAAGUUUUUGAGAUAUCAAGCUUUGAAUUUUAUGCAAAUUGUAUGAUUUAAAAUGUUUUAAUUUGUUGAUCAGUGUACUGAAGAUUGUAUACUUUUUAUAUGUUAUAAUUCUGUCUAUUGGUUUUCAAAAUGAAAGACUUUGAUUUUGUAAGUGCACUUUUAUCUCAUUAUGCCCCCCUUCGAAGAAGAGGGGGUAUAUUGCUUUGCUCAUGUCGGUCGGUCUGUCGGUAUGUCAGUCUGUCGGUCCGUCCACCAGGUGGUUGUCAGACGAUAACUCAAGAACGCUUGGGCCUAGGAUCAUGAAACUUCAUAGGUACAUUGAUCAUGACUCGCAGAUGACCCCUAUUGAUUUUGAGGUCACUAGGUCAAAGGUCAAGGUCACGGUGACCCAAAAUAGUAAAAUGGUUUUUGAAUGAUAACUCAAGAAAGCAUACGCCUAGGAUCAUGAAACUUCAUGGGUAGAUUGAUCAUGACUCGCAGAUGACCCCUAUUGAUUUUGAGGUCAAAGGUCAAGGUCACGGUGACCCAAAAUAGUAAAAUGGUUUCCGGAUGAUAACUCAAAAAUUCAUACGCCUAGGAUCAUGAAACUUCAUGGCUAGAUUGAUCAUGACUCGCAGAUGACCCCUAUUGAUUUUGAGGUCACUAGGUCAAAGGUCAAGGUCACGGUGAC
Messenger RNA from Dreissena polymorpha, 6935 nucleotides. RefSeq lists its product as uncharacterized. The transcript has 3 exons. Bases 1546 to 2112 code for a protein of 188 amino acids. Lineage: Eukaryota; Metazoa; Mollusca; Bivalvia; Myida; Dreissenidae. The record is from RefSeq and is a predicted model, not a curated record.